UAACAAGUAUCUACAGAUUUCGCUCGCGACGCGCCUGCUUCAACAUUUCUACACAUAUAUUCAGCCGCGAGAGGCUCAGACGUUUCUUCCCGUUGCAGACAGCGAACGCAGUUGUUGCUGAUACGUAGUGCAAUCGAGAUUGACUUCCGACUGGUGACCCAUUUCUCAAUCUGUAAUGACAUGAGCCGAUGAGCGCUCCAGCAGGAAGCUCAAAUAAUUUUGUUUAGAAACAUUGAGCGCGUCCGCCAAGACUUCUGUCUGUCCAAAUGCGGGGCUAAUGGAGAAUUUUAAAUCAUCAUUUAAUGUAGAUUGUAGAGCUUGUUUAUGAUUUUGUUUUAAAUGUGUGCCGUGGUCGUAAGUCAAAAGUAAGCAAACCGUUGUUCUGAAACCAAAUGGAAAGCUGCACCAUGGCAGCAAAAGACGACCUAUAUGCCAAAGUCGCUCCACGGAUGCAGCGGCAGAACCGGCCAGGAACUGUCAAACAUGGAAAUAGUCUGGACGUUUUGCUGUCAAUGGGCUUCCCAAAAACCAGGGCGUUAAAAGCUCUGGUUUCGACUGGGGGCAGAAAUGUACAAGCAGCUUGUGACUGGUUGUUCUCUCAUGUAGAUGACCCAUUCCUGGAUGAUCCUCUACCAAGGGAGUAUGUGCUGUACCUGAAACCCAGCGGCCCACUCCUGAACCAGCUCUCCAACUUCUGGCAACAGAGUCGCAUCACCUGUGGCAAGAACAAAGCCCACAACAUCUUUCCUCACAUAACCCUUUGCCAGUUCUUCAUGUGUGCAGACAGUAAGGUAGAUGCCCUCUGUGAAGCUCUUCAGACAGUGGUAAGCCAGUGGAAAGGACGUUUUCCUUCCCCCCUCCCCCUGGAGUUCUACUCAUCCUCUAACUUCAUUGGACUCUUUGUUGAAGAGAAGGUGGCUGAGGUGAUCAAGAGCUUUGGCACAGACUUUGCAACUGAAGCGGCUUCCAAAGCAGAUGUUCAUGUGGAGCCCCAUAAGAAGCAGCUUCAUGUAACUCUGGCCUACCACUUCCAAUCCAAUCAUCUAACAUCAUUAGAGAAACUUGCCAAAGGUGUAGACAUAACCCUGGGCUGUGAUUGGCAAGCUGUACUCUUGUCACGGGACAUCCGAUUUGCCAAUCAUGAGACCCUGCGGGUGAUGUACCCUUAUGCACCUCAGAAUGAUGAUGAACUGGAGCUGGUGCCUGCUGACUUUAUCUUCAUGUCAUCCAUAGAACAGGCCACUGCCAGUGAGGGCUGGGUCUAUGGGACCUCUAUGAGUACAGGGUUAUCUGGACUACUGCCAGAAAAUUAUGUCAGUCGGGCAGAUGAGUGUGAUACUUGGGUCUUUCAUGGGUCUUUCUCUUUCCUAAAUGGAACCCUCCCUUCCAAUAGCAGGGGUGCUAUGGGUGGAUUUUUUCUUGAUGCUCACUUUGAUGGUCGUGAUGACUCCUUUCCAAUUGAUCCAACCAGUCUUAGUGUCAUAUGCCAGCCUAUGCAGAUGCUACGACCCAAUCAAUCUCGAUUGCCUAAGAGAACUUUGUUUGUUUGUCGCCAUGGUGAGAGAAUGGAUGUAGUUUUUGGGAAACACUGGAUCACUCAGUGCUUUGAUCCCAAAGGUCGGUAUGUGCGGUCUAACCUCAAUAUGCCGCCAAGUCUCCCAGCGAGGACUGGGGGGUACAGGGACUAUGAUAAGGACUGCCCUAUCACUGUGUUUGGAUCCACACAAGCUCGAUUAGUUGGGGAGGCCCUGCUGGAGAGUCAUACAGUGAUAGACUUUGUAUAUUGUUCUCCAUCUCUGCGCUGCGUGCAAACAGCCUAUAAUAUCCUCAGAGGUCUUCAACAGGAUACAAAGACUAAGAUUCGAGUUGAGCCUGGUCUGUUUGAGUGGACUAAAUGGGUAUCUGGAACCUCGUUACCUGCCUGGAUCCCCCAUGCAGACUUAGCAGCUGCUAACCUCAGUGUGGAUACAACAUACAGACCUCAUAUACCCAUCAGUAAACUGGCCGUGUCAGAGUCCUAUGAAACAUACAUCAGCCGCAGCUUCCAAGUGACACGUGAAAUACUGUCAGAGUGCAAUAAUUUGGGAAAUACAGUGCUGAUUGUGGCCCAUGCUUCCUCUUUGGAGGCGUGUACUAGGCAGAUACAGGGACUCACUCCACAGAACACAAAAGACUUUGUACAAGUGGUCAGAAAGAUACCUUACUUGGGCUUUUGUGCCUGUGAGGAGAUGGGCGAGACAGGUGUGUGGCAGCUUGUGGACCCUCCGAUCCUGCCACUCACCCAUGGACCCAAUCAUAGCUUUAACUGGAGGGAAGCGCUGCUGCAGGACUGAUAGGCACUGCAACUUUACUUUCAUUGCUCUUCCUCCAAAGGCAACAAUGACGUGCUAACAGUCACACAUCUCUUUCACAUCAUCACAGACCUGCACCAUAGCACUAUAAAAAGCUCAUGAUUUCAUAGCCAAGUUCUUGCACUGCUGCAGUACACUUCAGUACACUUAGACUAUGUCUUAAUAUAUAAGAGCUGUAAUGUUUGUUAUACGCUACCAUAAUGUGCUCAAACACCAUUUGCAGGCCUACAUACAUGGUCAAGGAUGAAACAUCAAAGCUUAAUGCUGCAGCAGGUUAUUUCAGAGUUGAGCUUAACACUUGCUUCCAAAUGUACCCCAAACAUAACCAAAAUCUGAGCGCUUCAGACACAUUACAUGUCAUACACAGGAUGUCAUGCACAGUGAUAAACUCAGGUUUCCUGCCUCACUGAGGAGGAAAUUGUGUGCAAAGUUUCAUCAAAGUUGACAAGUCAUCAUCCAAGACAUCCAAAAUGAAUGCUGCUGGACUUGGUUGGGUCUCUGAACUCUUUGUAAACUCCAUUUAACUAGACUGUAGGGGAACAUGAAUUCUCUCUUUUACACUGUGAACAAAGUAGACAUGCACAACCUCUUGCGCCAAAAAUAAGAUCUCCUCAGACCUGGUUAAAGCCCAAACACCAACCUCCUGAAAGCACAAGAGAAUAAUAUGGCAAUCAGACUGAGACAAAGCAGCUUUAAAUUAGUUUAGAAAAGGAUUUGGAGGACAGCACAUUUGUCCUGUGCCUUGCUAUCAUGCUCCUACUGUUAAAAACUUUGCAGUUUAGGACACUUUUGGAGGACUCUUAGUUCGGUCUUAUUUGGAGACAGGUUUUGCAUGUAUGGUUGCUUUUGCAAAAUGGAAGAUGAUGAGACAUGUAAGGCAUCAUCAAACUUUCAAAGACAGUGCCACAAAUGAUUAGAACAUCUUAAGAAUCUUAAGCAGCUUGAAUAAUGUUAUCUGCAGCUGUUAAAAAGGAAUGUACUGCUGCAGGCAAGCAAGGCAAACUUUACUUUCUGGGCACUUGAAAAUCUAACUAAACAGGAAUGCUUCAACAAUGUAAAGAAUUGUACAUUAAUGCAUAACAUGUCUGUAUAUACUAAGUUGCAUAGUAAAACCAAUUGAUGUGUUUCACCCUUAAAUGUAAGAUUUAUAAUUGCAUUUAUUUAUGUAUUCAUAAGAUAGUUGUAAAGAUAAUAUGUUGGUGCUUCAGAUUGCUUUUUUAUUAUUUCCUGUUAUUAAAAGUAGAGAAAUGAAGCCAUAGCAAAUAGCCAUAUAAAUCACUAUAUAACGCAGUGUUUCUCACCACGCUAAGCACUUACAUAAGCAUAUCUAUUACUGUUAAAUACCAUCUGUAUUGCCUGAUCUUCAUAAUCAUUUUGCCCUCCUGUGGUUUGCCAUGUAAUGAUGACAAUGAGGUGCGCAAAACACUGCAUAAACAGAAGAGGUUCAUUUGAUUUUUCUUUUGUGUUGAUCUAGUGCAUUUACUUAUAAAGUUUAUAAAGUUAUGCUGUCAUAAAUAUGGACAUUAGGCUGGACCAAUCGUGCCAAGAAUGAGGGAACAAGGUCCGCUCUUUCAUGAUAUGUUUGUGACAGAUGUAUGAAGUUGCAGUUGAUUUUUUUAUUUUAUUGUAUAUCUUGCUUAAAUGAUCUCUGUCAGGGGAAGGCUCUUGGAACAAUUAAAACAUUUCAGAGUCCAGGGAGUCUAAAAUAAAUCUCACUUCAAUAAGUUUUCCAGCACAAGUUACACAACCUUCCAUUUUAGCAUCUAAAUGCUUCCUACUCAUGAAUUUAAACAAGACAUUUAUCUCAGUUCAGAUGACUUAAUGAAGGUUUAUGAAGAUUCUAUAGGCAUAUUUAAAGUUAAGCUUCCUGAAACCCAGAUUGUGUUUGUGUGCAGGCAUGGUUGAGUGUUUGUUCAUAUGCCAGAAGAUGAAAAUGCAACUUUCCUACAAAAAUUGUAUUACCCUUGUCCACCAUACACAAUCCUACCUUGAAAGAUUGUUGUUCUUCCAAAACUGCCCCAUCACACAACACAAUAGUGCGUAUUACUACGGAGUGCUGAACAAAUACAGCUUGACAAAUGUUGAUCCAGACAGUGUUUUACCCGGUAAAAAGAAGAAAUAUUGUAUAAAACCUCUAAUUUCUUCUGACUAUUUGAAAAGGAAGUGUUGGGUAACCUUUAAUCUUAGCCAAAGAGCUUUACUGAUUUUUUUUGGAGAAACAGAAUGAAUCAUUGUUUUCUGAUGCUCUUAGGGAUGUUCUUAAAACAUGCUCAGUUUUGGCAAUAAAGGUUUGUUUUUGUUCUGAUGAGGUUGUGUAAGUAUAUAAAGCUUUAUUAAUCAAUUACUGUGGCAAUAAAUUAAUUAAUGAAUGAAGAAAAUGGAAAAAUAUGGGUAAAAACCAGUUGCAAUUACAGAUUGCAUUUUUACUAUUUGUUUUGUCAGUCAUCCAUGAAAUCUGCCCUAUUUUAGUUUUUAAUAUUAAUUUCUUUAUUACUUUUAUUCAGGUUAUCUGAAUUAUUUAAGGCUAUUUAAGUUCGGUUUUGAGCCAUUUGCAGCAUAAAAAUCACCCCAAAUAGUAAAAUAUUGUACAUGAAAUGACUGCACAAACAUAAGUAAUAGUUCAGUACUCAAACUGUUUGAAUUUAUGUUUGAGUUUAAUGCACACUCAUAAAAGAUCCUGAAAACUUGUGACAUUCCACCAUGAAAAAUUACCCUUUUAAAUAUGGUUGUUGGCAUUUAUUUUAAGACUUAAUGCUUAAUGUUUGUAAAGCAUGUUUGCAAAUAAAUCUUUUGUCAU
Messenger RNA from Xyrauchen texanus (razorback sucker), 5148 nucleotides. RefSeq names its product ubiquitin-associated and SH3 domain-containing protein B-like. NCBI's taxonomy places the organism in Eukaryota, Metazoa, Chordata, Actinopteri, Cypriniformes, Catostomidae. The transcript has 14 exons. The record is from RefSeq and is a predicted model, not a curated record. Bases 393 to 2333 code for a protein of 646 amino acids. Gene Ontology annotation, molecular function: protein binding.